AUGAACCCGCCCUACAACCCCGGCCCCGGCGGCCCCUACGCGCACUACCCGCAGCCGCCCUCGGCCGGUCCCCCGCCGCACGUCGGCCAGAUCCCGGCACACCCUACAGCACCCCAGUACGCUGCGUACCUGCCCCACAACCCGUACCCCCAUCCCUAUUCCUAUCCGCCCUACGUCCAGUCCCAGGGCAUCCUCGCCUACCCGCCCCAGCGUCCGCCGUCGCAGGAGGACGUCACCCCGCCCGAUCAGCCCCCGUCGUCCGCGUCCGCGUCCAAGUCGGGCCGCAAGCGCAAGGGCUCGGAUCGCCGCGGCACGGGCGACAGGACGUCCGAGGACGAGGCCGACGUGAAGAAGCGCACCAAGACUCAACGCGCCUGCGACAGCUGUCGCAGUCGAAAGAUCAGGUGCGACGUCCUCACCGACGCGGAUCCUCCCGUUUGCCAGCAUUGCAAACAGUAUGGGUUCGACUGUACCUUUUUCUUGCCCAUUACCGAGACGCGCUUCAAGAAGAAGCGCCUCGAAGAGGAGGCCGCCGCAGCGGCCGAGAAGGAUAAGGAAGAACGUGAUCGUACGUCCUCGCCCCGAGAACGCGAUGUUCGGAUCUACGGUCCGACGUCUCCCGCGCACUUGCUUCACUCGCAGGUGAACCUCUCUUCGCACAUAUAUGAGUCUUACGACACCCGCUACCAUCACAAAUGGGAAGUAUCCGGCACUGGUGACGGCCUCAUCCAGAUCCACGACCCCCCGACGCCCGAGGACCCGCACCCGGCGCCGCCCAAACCGCUCGACCUUCGAAUCGAGCGCGACGUAAUCGAGAAGCUCAUCAACGCCUACUUCAAUGAAGUCGCGCCCAACAUGCCCGUCGUUACCCGCACCGAGUUCCUCGCGAAUCAGCAGCCGCCGCCGGUGUUACUGUACUCGAUGUGUCUCGUCGCCGCCGCGAGGCGCGAGGUACCGCAAAGCGUGUUUGACUCGGUCAGGUACGCCGUGAACGGGCUGAUCAAGGGCGAGGAGGUGCUCUCGACGGCGUCUAUCGUCAACGUGCAAGCCCUGUUGAUCCUGUGUAUGCUGGCGGACUGCCAUUCGGCGCAUGUACCGCAGGCGCUGUCGGCGUUAUGGAUACGCCUCGGCAGUGCCAUCCGGAUGGCGCAGGACCUGGGCCUGCAUCGUGCAGAGUCGGUGAAACGCGACAUCGAACUUCGCCGGCGAUUAUGGGGGAUAUGCGUCAUAUCAGAUAGAUGGACGAGUCUGGCGUACGGUCACCCGUAUAUGAUCGAUGUCCAAGAUUGCGACGCUCGGUUACCGUCAUCCGGCGACCCCAAUGACGUGUACAUGGACGAAUUAAUGCGCCUCAGCAUCCUGCUCGGACGUGUGCUCAAGACGGUCUAUAGCCCCUCGGGAUUAAUGCUCGCCACGGAUGAGAUCUUGCAGUCCCUGUUGGAUGACAUCGAGGCAUGGAAGGCGAAUCUUCCGCCCAACCUCCAGUACCGUGGCAUCGACGGGAACCGGCAAGCCGGUUUGCUGCACUUGCUGUAUUCGUGCGUCCUCAUGAUCUUCUGGCGAGUGUUCAUGAGGAUCUCGUACUCGUGCCCCGAACACCUCAAAUUUUCGCUGACGGUCGAGCACUGGUCGAACCUCAUCCGGCUCACGGGCGAGGCGAUCGACUGGCUCGACUCGCAUGAGCAGAUGUACGACGUCUGGUUGCUGGUCGCGUAUGCCAGCACGUCGUGUGCGCUCGUUCAGUACCAUACCUGGGCUCGGCGCAAGGAUGCGAACGCGGCCGCGAAGCUGAGGCAAUUGCGGGAUUGCGUGCGGCGAUGGGAGAGCUCGCUCUCGCCCGAUCACAUGUCCGCGCGUCGCAAGACCGCAGAGAUCAUCACUCUACUGUACGAGGCGACUCAGGGCCCGCCGAGCGACUUGACGGCGGCGCCGCUGAACCCGACGGGCGGCGUCGUGAACAAGCAGCCGCUUGGCGGGCUCGAGUACAAGAAGGACCCAUCGCGACCGGGCGGAGGGGUGUACGUCGCGCACGGAACGAGCAAGCGCGAGCUCGCGGACUUGCCGCCUGGAACGGUGGUGGCGAGCUCCGACGGCGAGGACUCCGAAGGUGAGGACACUGCGGACCCCGGCGCGCGCGAAGAUGGCGAUGAUGCGAGCGGUGACGCUGCCUCAACAGCUGCUCGUCAGGCGCAGGUUCGGACACAGCAGGACUCGACCAUGGCUGAGGUGCAGGAAGCGGGCACUAACGGCGCUGUGGCGGGUCCGAGCAGUAACGGCAACGCCAACAACAGCUUGGUGAACAUCACCCCGCUCGGGGGUGGCGGGUUCGGGCCCAACGUGAACCCAGCAAUGAACCCCGGGAUAGGCCAGACGGGGAACAGCGUGCAGGUGCUGAACGUGCUGAACGCGGACGUGCCGACGGAGAACCAGACGGCGACGAGCAUGAGCCUGGAGCAGUUUGCGAUGGCGGACACGGGCUUUUUAGAGGGGUUGCCUGGGGGCAUGUUCGACUGGGGCCAAUGGGACAACUUUUUCUCGCGAUUCGCUGGGACGGGCGUGGACGGUCAGGCGCAGGGGAUGCCUGCCGGAUUCCCUGGCAGCGGGCCUCAGCAACCGACCCCCGAAGCGAGCACGACGAGCGGGGCGACGCCACCCAACCUGAGGAAAGGUAGUUCGGGGCACGCGCAGCCCGAGCCGGGGCUGCAAUAGUUUGGCGGAGGAUCCGCGCGAUUGCUUGGCGUCCGAGUCGAGCGAGGACUAUGAAAUCAUAAUCAGCUGCCUAUUGUAAUUAAUCCUGUCUCGCUAUUCUUGCAACGGGCUCCGAAUCGAAACGGUGUAAUUGUUGCUGCUGC
This is a messenger RNA of Punctularia strigosozonata HHB-11173 SS5, 2852 nucleotides long. RefSeq lists its product as uncharacterized. Gene Ontology annotation, cellular component: nucleus. Gene Ontology annotation, biological process: DNA-templated transcription. The coding region runs from base 1 to 2709 and encodes 902 amino acids. The transcript is spliced from 11 exons. Gene Ontology annotation, molecular function: zinc ion binding; DNA binding; DNA-binding transcription factor activity, RNA polymerase II-specific. The record is from RefSeq and is a predicted model, not a curated record. Lineage: Eukaryota; Fungi; Basidiomycota; Agaricomycetes; Corticiales; Punctulariaceae.